GUGGAAAGUAUUGUACGACAGCGAGAUUUGUUUAAAGUGCUGAGCCAGUCAGGGAUGACAGUGUCGCCAUCUUCAAUGACUGAUGGAGAUGAGAUGAGUAUGAUAACUCCUGUUAAGAAGUCUCCUGUCGGGGUCAAACAGAGCCCGUCGUCGGAUAAGGCCUUACAGGACAUGAAAACUGCCCUAAAUCAACUACAGGAGGACUUCAACAACUACAAGAAAGAGAAGAAAGUAAAUGAAAAGAUCAUGGAUGAAGAAUUAGAGAAAUACAGAAAUGGUUUGUCUUCCAUGACUGUCCAGAAUGCAAAGAUGUCCUCUCAGGUGGACUAUUCUGCAGAGAAGUACAAAGUGUUACAAAGUAAUGCGGAAGGCUACAGGAAGGAGAUAGCAGCACUGCGAGACAAAGUACAGAAGUAUUCGGCUAGUGUCGCCAAACACGAACAAACCAUCAAUAUUCUCAGACAGGAUCUGAUGUCAUCCAAGGAGAACUUCGCCCGCUCAGAUACCCAGGCACAAAAUCUACGCAUAGAAAAGGAGUUGUUGAAGCAGUCUGAGCAACGUCUUCUGCAAGACAUUGAGUCAAUGAGGCGAGAGAGACAUUCCCAGGCCAUGCUGAUGGCUAACCUAGAAGCCAUCAAGAAUAAUAUAGAGCGUUCAGAAUCGGAGACGAGGAACAGAUACACCAAUAAGAUUGAAGCUCUGGAGAUGGAGAACAGUAACCUGACAAGGAAACUCCACUCAGCUCAGGAUGAGCAGAAGACCAUAACAACCAUCUUUGAGAGUCAAAUAAAAGAAAUCCGCAGUCAGUUGGAACAGGAGCUGUCGAAUCAUGAGGUAGACAAGAAACACAUCCGAGCUGUACAACAGGAACUGGAGGGUGUGAAGGGCCAGUUGGGAGCGGCCGAGGCAAAGUUAGCAUCAGCAGAGAUGAGACUUGCCAAUACUUCAACCAAUGUCACAGACUCCGCUGGUAUGAACACUGAGAUCAUGAGUGAAGAGUUGAAGGACCUACAGUCUCAACUAGAACAGUCUCAACAAGCUGUCAGCAUGCUUCGAGAUCAACUCAACAAAUCCCAGGAUCAUGUGGCUAAUUACAAGGCCAUAGCUGAUGGCCUCCAGAAAACUAUGGAUGAACAGUCAAUGGCAAACAAGCAGUUUGAGCAGAAAUUUGAAGAAAUGUUAGAAGCUAAGAAACAUGCUGAGAAAAGGACAGAGGAUUUGGAGAAUGAGCACCAAGCUUUACUGAACGAGAACAUCCGUGUUUCAGAGGAGAGUCACAAGCUGGUCAGUAACUUUUGAUGUAAUCCAUAGGAA
Molecule: messenger RNA, 1314 nt
Organism: Pecten maximus
Lineage: Eukaryota; Metazoa; Mollusca; Bivalvia; Pectinida; Pectinidae
Product: nucleoprotein TPR-like
Exons: 12
Biological process (GO): mRNA export from nucleus
Cellular component (GO): nuclear pore
Molecular function (GO): structural constituent of nuclear pore
Source: RefSeq, a predicted model, not a curated record